Gastrolobium bilobum is the source of this 3154-nucleotide messenger RNA. Its product is annotated as pentatricopeptide repeat-containing protein At4g39952, mitochondrial. Gene Ontology annotation, biological process: RNA modification. Lineage: Eukaryota; Viridiplantae; Streptophyta; Magnoliopsida; Fabales; Fabaceae. Gene Ontology annotation, molecular function: RNA binding; protein binding. The coding region runs from base 1 to 2298 and encodes 765 amino acids. The transcript is spliced from 3 exons. The record is from RefSeq and is a predicted model, not a curated record.
AUGACAGACCUGACAACAAUCCUGAUGAGCUUUCUGUUGAAACAUGAUCAUAGUAAACAACUCAUCUCUCUCUCGAAGCACAUCACAACCAUUGAAGCUCUCCUUCAAUUCCACGCCGUCACCGUCACCACCGGCAACUCCACCAACCUCUUCAUCUCCUCCAAGCUCAUCUCUCUCUAUGACUCUCUCAACCACCCCACUUCUUCAUCCACCCUCUUUCACUCCCUUCAUUUCAAAGACACCUUUCUCUGGAAUUCUAUUCUCAAAUCCCAUUUUUCGCGCUCCCAUUUCCCUAAAGUUCUCUCCUUUUACUCCCAAAUGCGUGCUUCUAACGUUUUGCCCAACCAUUUCACCCUCCCCAUGGUUGCUGCUGCAUGUGCCCACUUGAUGCUGCUCCAUCAUGGCGUGAACCUUCAUGGGUUGGCUUCCAAAAUUGGCCUCUUUCCUUGUAGUUCCGCUGUUGGGUCUUCUUUCGUGUCGUUGUAUUUCAGGUGUGGUCAAAUGAACAAUGCCGUUAACGUGUUUGAUGAUAUUCCUGUUAGAGAUGUGAUUGCUUGGACUGCCCUUGUCAUUGGGUACGUUCAAAAUGGGGAGAGUGAGAAGGGUUUGAUGUGUCUUCGUGAGAUGCAUGGGAUUGGGGAAGAUGCUCAGAAGCCCAACUCUAGAACAUUGGAGGGUGGGUUUCUUGCUUGUGGGAAUCUGGGUGCUCUAUCAGAAGGUAGGUGUUUACAUGGGGUGGUCAUUAAAAACGGGAUUGAAUGUUCAGAAGUUAUACAAUCUUCAAUUUUGUCUCUGUAUUGCAAAUGUGGGGUCCCCCAAGAGGCUUAUCGGUCCUUUUGUGAAUUGACCAACAAGGAUCUUCUGUCUUGGACAUCUAUCAUAGGUGUUUAUACAAGGUUUGGAAGGAUGACUGAAUGUGUGAGGUUUUUCUGGGAAAUGCUGGAAAACCAAAUAUACCCAGAUGGAAUUGUUAUUGGUUGCAUCCUUUCAGGUUUCGGUAAUUCCAUGAAUGUAUCUGAAGGGAAAGCAUUUCACGGAUUAAUCAUACGGAGACAUUACGUGGCUGAUGAGAUAGUGAAUAAUUCGUUGCUGUUUAUGUACUGCAAGUUUGGAAUGUUAAGUUUUGCGGAGAGACUUUUCCAGGGGUGUCAACAGGGCAUAGAGUGCUGGAACUUUAUGGUUUUUGGCUAUGGUAGAAUAGGCAAGAAUGUGAAGUGUAUUGAACUCUUCAGGGAGAUGCAGUAUUUAGGUAUUCAUUCUGAAUCAAUCAGCGUAGUUUCAGCAAUUGCUUCGUGUGCCGAGCUACAAGCAACCAAUUUGGGAAGGUCGAUUCACUGCAAUGUGAUAAAAGGUUUUAUGGAUGACAAUGUCUCAGUCGCCAACUCACUCAUAGAGAUGUAUGGAAGAUGUGGUAAGAUGAACUUUGCUUGGAGAAUAUUUAAUAUGUCGGAGAGGGAUGUUAUCUCAUGGAACACUCUGAUUUCAUCUCAUAUUCAUGUGGAGCAUUAUGAAGAGGCUAUAAAUUUAUUUGAUAAAAUGAUUAUGGAAGAUCAGAAGCCCAAUACAGCCACAUUUCUGAAAGUGCUUUCAGCUUGUUCUCACCUUGCAUCUCUAAAGAAAGGAGAAAGAGUUCACCACUACAUAAAUGAAAGAGGUUUUAAGCUCAAUUUACCUCUUGGCACAGCUUUAGUUGAUAUGUAUGCUAAGUGUGGGCAGCUAGAAAAAUCAAGAAAGAUAUUUGACUCAAUUAUGGAGAAGGAUGUAAUUUGCUGGAAUGCGAUGAUUUCAGGCUAUAGAACGAAUGGAUAUGCAGAAUCUGCUGUGGAGAUAUUCCAACACAUGGAGCAAACGAAUGUUAAGCCAAAUGGAAUUACCUUCCUUGCUCUUCUCUCAGCAUGCGCUCAUGCAGGGCUUGUUGAAGAAGGGAAAUGCUUGUUCUCUAAAAUGCAGAAUUUUUCUGUGAAACCCAAUCUAAAGCACUACACGUGUAUGGUAGAUCUUUUAGGAAGGUCAGGUAAUCUACAAGAAGCAGAAGCUCUGGUCCUAUCUAUGCCCGUUUCUCCCGAUGGUGGUGUGUGGGGAGCUUUGUUAAGUGCUUGUAAAACUUACAAUCAAGUUGAGAUGGGAAUAAGAAUUGCCAUGUAUGCUAUUGACUCUGAACCAGAAAAUGAUGGGUACUAUAUAAUGAUGGCCAAUAUGUAUAGCUCUAUUGGGAGGUGGGAAGAAGCAGAAAAUGUGAGAAGGACAAUGAAAGAGAGGUGUUCACUGGGAAAGAAAGCUGGUUGGAGUGUGCUCUGAGCUAAAACUUCCCUUCUGUCAAUCGGUUUAAUGUUUUCAAAUUCACUUCUUUCAUAAGCCAUUAAUGAGCUUGUUAUCGAGCAUUUGGGCUAAGGAAGCUGACAUGCUAUUAUCAUGAAAAACUGUUUAUCAUAGCUUCCAUGAGCAUUCAAUGCCAGUAUUUUUUAUGAUUAAGUGAAGCACAUAUAACUGAGUUAGCGAUCAGCUGGCUUUUUGAAUGUCACACAGGAGUUCGAACUUUGUAUAAAGCUUUUGGGAAGUUCAUAUUUUCUUAGUCAUGAUUCUUGCGGCUAGCUGGCAGCAGUUGAUUUGAGUUUAUGCAAGUUAUGGAAAUUUUGAGGGUUGAAACUGUAUAUGCUGGUUUUAUUGGGUUAGCUUCAUGAGCAAGUGCGGUGAUUUGUACAUAAUAUCUUAUUUUGGAUUAUCAUCUUUGGUCAUGGCUUGUUGAUGCGCCUAGGGGCUGAACUUCGUACAUUCUUAUAUUGCCUUAAAUAAGGAUUACAGGUUGCAGUGGAAAGGAAUGAUAAACGUCUAGAUAUUCUUGUAUGACACUGAGGGAAAAUAAUACUGAUAUCUGGUACUCUUGUACAUCAAAUACCAUUGUUACAUCUACAAUAUCAGACACUGAUUGAUACAUCACACAUCUGCUUGCGAACAUAUGAGCGAAACACACUGAUUAAAAUAAACUACACACUUUAUCUGAGGGGCAUCACUGCUAUCUUAGAAGCUUAUUUAGUGUUAACAAGCACAUGAAGGACUAAGAGGUGCUUGUAAUGGAAGUGGCCUUAUUAAUUGGUUCAAUUCACUGCAAAAACGAAGAUGAUUGAGUCAUGAAACAUUAUCUUCUCAAAUAUAA